Messenger RNA from Merops nubicus (carmine bee-eater), 2304 nucleotides. It is a transcript of the gene BBX, whose product is annotated as bobby sox homolog (Drosophila). The record is from RefSeq and is a predicted model, not a curated record. The transcript has 12 exons. Gene Ontology annotation, molecular function: RNA polymerase II transcription regulatory region sequence-specific DNA binding; DNA-binding transcription factor activity, RNA polymerase II-specific. Gene Ontology annotation, cellular component: nucleus. NCBI's taxonomy places the organism in Eukaryota, Metazoa, Chordata, Aves, Coraciiformes, Meropidae. Gene Ontology annotation, biological process: regulation of transcription by RNA polymerase II. Bases 1 to 2304 code for a protein of 767 amino acids.
AUGAAAGGCAGUAGUAGGAAUAAGGAUCAUUCUACAGAAGAAGGAACUGGGAAGCGACCAAAAAGAAAGUGUCUUCAGUGGCAUCCUCUGCUUGCCAAGAAACUCCUUGACUUCUCUGAAGAGGAGGAGGAGGAAGAAGAGGAGGAAGAUAUUGAUAAGGUGCCACUCCUUGGUGCUGAUGGUUUAGAGCAGGAUGCUGAUGAGACUGAAGAUGAUGAGUCCUCAGAGCAACGAGCUCGCCGACCAAUGAAUGCAUUUCUCUUGUUCUGCAAGCGCCAUCGCUCUCUUGUGCGAAAAGAACACCCUCGGCUCGAUAAUCGUGGUGCAACCAAGAUCUUGGCAGAUUGGUGGGCUGUUCUAGACCCAAAGGAAAAGCAGAAAUACACUGACAUGGCUAAGGAAUACAAGGAUGCAUUUAUGAAGGCAAAUCCAGGGUACAAGUGGUGCCCAACGACAAACAAACCUGUGAAAACCCAGACAUCUGCUGUUACAAACAGGAAAAAGCUAUGGGCUUUUGCAUCAGAAUCUGCAAAAGAUUUGCCAAGCCCGAGGAAAGGGGCAAAAAGUGAAGAAAUGCCACAGCUUAACUUCGGGAUGGCAGAUCCUACACAAAUGGGAGGCCUGAGUAUGCUGCUUCUAGCAGGGGAACAUGCCCUGACUGCACAAGAGGUUUCCUCAAGUACUUUCCAAUCUGAUGCAAGUAAUUCUGCAGAGGCCUGUCAAAAGUCAUCAUUGUUUCAGUUUGCAGAGAUCUCUUCAAGCACGUCACAGCCUGGAGUCCCAGGAGCUGUAAAACACUCGGAGGAGUCUGCAUUGUUUCAGUUUGCUGAGAUCUCAUCAAAUACUUCCCAGUUGUCAAGUCCUGAGCCAGUAAAGCUCUGUGGGAAGUCGGCACUCUUCCAGUUGGCAGAGAUUUCUUCGAGUACAUCCCAUCCGAGUCCUUCGGAUUUAACAAAGCAGUGUGGAACAUCAGCAUUAUUUCAGCUGGCAGAGAUGUGCCUUGCUUCAGAAGGAGUAAAAGUUAAAGAACCUGGGAAAACAAAAGUGGAAACGCCAGAAGGUGUGGGAGAUGAAGUUCCAGAGGACAUGGAAGUAGAACUGGAGAAAACAACAAUAAAAGACUCCUGUAAAAGAAAAGUAGAACAGUCAGAGAGAAUGCAAAACCGGGAUGAGACAAAAGUUGAGGAAUUGGAAGCUGCAAAAUGCAGAGAUUUUACUGGUCUUGCAAUGGAGAACAGUCCUUUUGAGAGAAGUGACAACACAAAGGAUCACAGGUGCUGUUCUCCAGAGCUUUCAGCAGCUGACAUGAAUAUCCUGGGGCUAAAGCCGGAAAAGAUAAAAAAGAAAAAGAAAAAAAAUAAGAUGGACAGGCACACAAACGAAAAAUCCACCCCUAAGAAAUCUUGUAAAAAGAGGCAGUCCUCUGAGUCGGACAUUGAAAGCGUCAUGUAUACGAUUGAAGCCGUUGCAAAGGGGGACUGGGGUGUCGAGAGACUUGUGGAAACGCCCCGCAAAAAACCCCGCCCUGUCUCAAAUAUGAAGGGAAACGUGUUGGAUACAAAAUCACCAAAGAAAAAAGUGAAGUCGAAAGAGAAGAAAACGUCAAAAGAGAAACCCAUGGAGACCACCAAAGAAUCAAAGCCUCCCGAUUUCCUUAGUAUUGCACCCAGCAAGGAAGUAGCCUGUGAGGCUUCUGAUAAUAUUAAAGUGGAACCACUGACCCCAACAGAGGAGGUGGUACCCCAGAGCUUACCAGGACAGGUCAAAACAGAGGACAGUGACUGUGUUAAAAAGAUAGAAACCUGUGGCUCCAGGAAAUCAGAGAGAUCUUGCAAAGGUGCUCUUUAUAAAACUCUGGUGUCAGAGGGCAUGCUCACAUCUCUGCGUGCUAACGUGGACAGAGGAAAAAGAAGCUCAGGAAAAGGCAACUCCUCAGAUCAUGAAGGAUGCUGGAGUGAAGAAAACUGGGCUUUUUCCCCAAGUGGGACAAGUGGGAACAAAAAACUGAAAAGGCCUAAGCCAAAGGAAGACUUUGGUUUUGGCUUAGCAAAGUUGGAAGAAGAAUUUGAAAAGAAAUUCAACAGCCUCCCUCAAUACAGUCCUAUUACCUUUGACAGGAAAAAUUCAGCUGUUCCAAGGAAAAAGAGGAAGGUUGGAAGCGGCUCAUCUGAACAACCAAAAUCCAGCAAAGGUUCAUUCCAGUCUCAGAAAAAGAACUUAUUCCACAAAAUUGUCAGCAAAUGUAAGCACAGAAAGGAGAAGCUUAAUGUUCCGGACACAGGUACUGGUGCUUUACUUAGUUAA